AGUAGGGGCGGCCAAGGGCGCGCGGCACCCGCGCCCCGCCGGCCGCGCCGCCGCCGCCCCGAGCGCUCCCUCACGGCCCGGCCCCCCCUCCCAGUGCCGCCGCGGCGCCUCUUCCCGGCGGCGCACCAUGCCGGCCGACCUGAUGGAGAAGAGUAGCGCCUCGCCGGUGGCCGCCACCCCCGCCAGCGUCAAUGCGACGCCCGACAAGCCGAAGACGGCGGCGGAGCACCGCAAGGUAAGGGUGGCCGGGCCAGGAUGGGAUGGAACGGGCAGCGCCGUGCGGAGCCGCGGCAGGCGCCGACUGUCUCCUCUCUUGCAGUCCUCUAAGCCUAUCAUGGAGAAGCGGCGGCGAGCGCGCAUCAAUGAGAGCCUGGGGCAGCUGAAGACGCUCAUCCUGGACGCACUGAAGAAGGAUAGCUCCCGGCAUUCCAAGCUGGAGAAGGCCGACAUUCUGGAGAUGACCGUCAAGCACCUGCGGAGCCUCCAGCGAGCCCAGAUGACUGCUGCCCUGAGCACAGACCCCACAGUACUGGGCAAGUACCGAGCCGGCUUCAGCGAGUGCAUGAACGAGGUGACGCGGUUCCUCUCCACCUGCGAGGGCGUCAACACUGAGGUGCGCACCCGGCUCCUGGGCCACCUGGCCAGCUGCAUGACUCAGAUCAACACCAUGAACUACCCUGCGCCCCCCCCACCGCCCCCGUUGCCACCAGCCGCAGCCUUCGGGCCACCCCUGGUUCCUCCGGGCAGCGGCGUGGGGCCGCUCCCGGGCAUGCCCUGCAAGCCAGGUGCCGAUGCAGCCAAAGUGUACGGUGGCUUCCAGCUGCUGCCGGCCUCUGAUGGGCAGUUUGCCUUCCUCAUUCCCAGCACUGCCUUUGCUCCUGGUGGAGCUGUGCUGCCUCUGUAUGGUGGCCCACCCACAGCUGCCACUGCUGCCUCGCCGCCAGGCCCGCCACCCGGCACAGCCGACUCAGUCUGGAGACCCUGGUGAGGGUGGCGGGCACCGGACUGGACUUGGCACUGCACCCCGUGCUGCUGGCACGGCUGUACAUAGAUUAUAUGUUCAUAUUGGAUUGUGCCUUUGUACCAUAGCACUCCCUUGACAGUGUUUCGUGUUUUACACGAGAUCUUUUUCCUUCCUUUCCUCCCUUUCCUUAUGUGACACCAAAGAUUGGGGGUUUGUUUUUCGGUUGGGUUUUUUCUUUUUUUAGAAUGCUCUUAAAAUAAAAGUUUCCCUUCCAUUUUGGAAGGCCUUUGGAGAAAA
Prinia subflava (tawny-flanked prinia) is the source of this 1261-nucleotide messenger RNA. RefSeq names its product hes family bHLH transcription factor 1 (gene HES1). Gene Ontology annotation, molecular function: protein dimerization activity; DNA-binding transcription factor activity, RNA polymerase II-specific; RNA polymerase II cis-regulatory region sequence-specific DNA binding. Bases 128 to 988 code for a protein of 286 amino acids. Gene Ontology annotation, biological process: regulation of transcription by RNA polymerase II; negative regulation of neuron differentiation; regulation of neurogenesis. The record is from RefSeq and is a predicted model, not a curated record. Gene Ontology annotation, cellular component: nucleus. The transcript is spliced from 3 exons. NCBI's taxonomy places the organism in Eukaryota, Metazoa, Chordata, Aves, Passeriformes, Cisticolidae.